Hippocampus comes (tiger tail seahorse) is the source of this 1451-nucleotide messenger RNA. Its product is annotated as complement factor H-like. Lineage: Eukaryota; Metazoa; Chordata; Actinopteri; Syngnathiformes; Syngnathidae. The record is from RefSeq and is a predicted model, not a curated record. The coding region runs from base 112 to 1350 and encodes 412 amino acids. The transcript has 11 exons.
CUGUGCAGAGGAGGUCAGUAUUUACUUUUUGAGUGGGUGAUGGCGCAACUGAACAAUAAUUAACCUAUCCCAAUCCGAUUUGAGAGGAUUUGCUCAACUUUGUCAGAUAAUAUGACACUUCCUGACAAAAUGUUCCUCAGCUGUCUUGGAUUGGUCCUUGUCUUGUCUCACCCCGGAGUACUUCAUGCCCAAAGCUCUGCAGAGCACUGUUCUGCUCCCCAGCUGGAGGGAGGUUUUUUAGUGCCUCAACUACAAUUCUAUUUGCAUGAAAGCAAACUCGCAUAUGCUUGCAACUUUGGACAGAAACCAGCAGUGGAGGGCUGGUGGGCCACCAGUGUAUGCCUGAAUGGCCAAUGGUCUCAUACACCACAAUGUAUUGAUGAAAACGCCUGCUUUGCACCAGAUAUUCCAAAUGGAAAAUACAAUGAAAGUCCUGAAGGCUUGUGGUACCAAGAAGGAUCAGUCAUUCGGAUAAAGUGUGACGAAGGAUACAAACACAAAGGUUUGGGAGCAACAGCCACGUGUACAAAGGGAGCUUGGUCAGCUUUGCCGGUUUGUGAACGAAGUGAAAUGUCUUGUAAUGAGCCGCCUAACAUCCCGCACGCCGUUGUCCUUCACAAGUACCAGGACAUAUAUGCAGGAGGCUCUGAGGUCCACUAUGAAUGUGAAGACGGAUACAGUGUUGAGGGUGCAAACUCCAGGAAAUCUGUCAUUUGUAUUGCUGGGUCCUGGACACCAGCUCCAAGCUGCACAAUAUCCAAGCCAGGUCCUGAAGAUGAUGGAGACACAUCAGGUGGCAUGACAAAACCUGUUGAUGGAAGUAGAGGAAGGGGGCAAGGUGGUGGUGAUACUGAUGCCAGAGUUGGUGCUCCUUCUGGUGGGGCCACUACUGGUGUCAGUACUGGUGGUUCUACGGCGAGUGAAACAGGAUCUGUAACCACUUCUGACAAGACCGAGAGCACAAACUCACCCCUGGUCAUAGCAGUUUCCAACUGUGGAUCAUACCCAAAAGUUCCAAAUGGUGACGUUGUGCGAAAAAGAACAAUGUCGUUAAGGUAUGCGUGCAACGGUUUUUACAAAAGGGUCGGUCCAGAGACAGUGGUGUGCUACAGUGAUGGGACUUGGUCACAACUACCUACAUGCAAAGAAGCAUUUUGUCAACUGAAUCUUGACGAGUACACGAACUACAAUUUCCAAGAAUCUGGAACACUCAUUCUAAAAGAACGUGAAACCAAGAGAGUUCAGUGUAUCUGGCCCGAUUUCACGGGCCGAAUUUCGUGCACGAAAGGGCAAAUUAAGAUCAGCCCAUGUUGUCACGAAAGGGACUACUAUUACAAUAGGUGCCACUGACUGAUGGUCAUCCCUUGGGAUACUGCUUCCACAUGAAGAGAGCAGUACAGAAAGACAUUCACAAAGUUUGUCAUUAAAAAAAAACAAAACAAUAAUUCCUU